Messenger RNA from Acaromyces ingoldii, 2121 nucleotides. RefSeq lists its product as hypothetical. The transcript is spliced from 2 exons. The record is from RefSeq and is a predicted model, not a curated record. The coding region runs from base 37 to 1953 and encodes 638 amino acids. NCBI's taxonomy places the organism in Eukaryota, Fungi, Basidiomycota, Exobasidiomycetes, Exobasidiales, Cryptobasidiaceae.
AGAGCGACUGAGGACAAAGGGCGGAGAAGGACGACAAUGGCCAUCAUCGACCACAAGCGCCUCGAGGCGGAGCAGGAGCAGGCUCGGCGACGCGCAGCAGAGUAUGCUGCUCGCCACGAUUCAAUGAGCGCGCCCGGCAUGUCGGCACAGGACGACGACGACGAUGCUGCUGCCAACAGUGGACGUGCCGCGUGGGACCUUCAACCUCCGCCCGCGUACGAGGAGGCGAACCGGGGCGCGUCUGCUUCUACUUCUUCCGCCCAGGCACAGUCGCAAUCCUCCGAUCGAGACGCGGAAACUAGAAGAGAAGAGGAGGCACAUGAGUCAACGCCCCUUCUGCCUACAAGCAAUGAAGAAGGAGCCGGAGAAGCAGGAGGAAGGCGAGGGCGGCGAGGCCGGAGGUGGGAGAGAAGAGACUUCCGAACGAUAGCGAAGAGAAAGCUUCGCCAUGCCGUUCACUUUGCCUUUGCGGGCGCCAUCGUCGCUGGAAUUGCUCUCGUCAUUAUUUUUGCUACCCUCAAGCAUGACGGUAGUCAGGAUGAGCUCCUUCCCUCUCCUCCAGAAAAAGACGGUCGUCCCAUCGAGAUGCCCGGUUGGUCCUCGCCUGUCAGGCUUCCUCAAGACAUGUGGCCGGGACGAUACGUAGCCCUGUACAGCACGAAAGCCUUCUUCACCCUGCCCGUCACCGAAGAGGAGUUCUUUGUCUCGGCAAAGGGUGCCGCCUACUCGGGUCUCAUUACAGUCGAGGACUCGACCAGUCUCUCAGACGACGAGUGGGCGAAGCUCACCAACCACAAAAUCUACGAUCAGAUGGUCAUCGAGGUCGAGUCGCGAUUCACCGAGCAGUGGCUCCGAGACGGCAUCCUCGUGCGCAUGAUGCAGAGGGACCAUGGCAAGGGUGUAGGCCUGGGCAUUUAUUCGGGCAGUCGGCCUUUCUAUUCGCCGAGCCAGUUCAUCUCCUACCACGUCACCGUCCAUCUACCAGCGCCCAAGUGGCGCAAGAGGAACAGCGAGUCUCUGCGGUCGAACACCUCGCUGAUCCCCCACGUGAGCGUCAAUGCAGACAAUAUGCGCUUGGCCAUUGAGAGUCUCUGGGGCCGGGACGACCAAGGCUGGACAAAGGAAGGCGGCGUCUACUUCAAGACGUUUGAGAGCCAGCUGCUCAACAGUGGGCUGCAGAUCGCGCGGGCGCUCGUCGCAUCCGAGUCGGUCACACUCGUGCUACAGAACGGGCCGAUGCGAGACAUUUCCGCCGACGGUCUCCGAGCGUCGAUCGUUGCGCCCUCGAUCGAUGUCGAGACACGCAAUGGUCCCAUUUGGCUCACGAAUAUCCUGGCCAGCAACAACAUCACCUUGAGGACGGGUGCCGGUGGAAUCAAUGUCACUGGCGGUGCCCGAGCGCCGCUGAUCAAUGUGCGCAACCACGGCGGCUACAUUGGCGGGUGCUACAGGGCCGAGCAUCUCACCGUCACGACGGAGAAUGGUGACGUCGAUGCAGCCGUCUGGCUCACGGAGAGCGAUGGAGACUACGACUUGGGCUUGCCUGGCGAUGUCGUUGGCGACGGGAAGGCUAGGAACAAGUGGUCAAAAGUGCGGACCGUCGAGGUGGACAGCAAGGUGUCCGGCACUCAUGUGCGCUAUAUUGAGCAGGAUCGCUCCGUUGAACUCCACUCGCGUAUCUCGAGCCGCCUCGGCACCAUCGUUGUCGAGCAUGCCCCUGGCUUCCAGGGCUCCUGGAACGCAUCGACGAAUGUCGGCCACCUCACCGUCGAGGGCCCGAGUGACGAGGACAUCGGCAAUGGGAGGCGAAUCGUGACGGAUGCGAUUUCUGAAUGGCCAGUGGGUCACUGGGGACGAGGGAGGGUGUGGUGGGGGGAUAAGUGGCACGAGUGGAAGAUGAAAGGUUUCUCGCAUGUGUCGUCCGGGGCUGGCAGUAUCCGAAUGAGCUUUUGAUCGGGUUUCUUUUCACCCACACACCCUUACAUAUGUCUUCUUUGCUUUCUUGCUCCUUCAGCAUUCUGUCUUGCUCGACCUGUCGCUUCUGCUUCUGCUUCUUCGUAUUCUCUCUUUGCCCUGUUGCUGUAUCAUCAUAUCACGAGAAUGUCACCACCACUUUCAUUG